This is a messenger RNA of Talaromyces amestolkiae, 4044 nucleotides long. RefSeq lists its product as uncharacterized. Gene Ontology annotation, cellular component: cytosol. Gene Ontology annotation, biological process: glutathione metabolic process. The transcript is spliced from 5 exons. Bases 1 to 4044 code for a protein of 1347 amino acids. The record is from RefSeq and is a predicted model, not a curated record. Lineage: Eukaryota; Fungi; Ascomycota; Eurotiomycetes; Eurotiales; Trichocomaceae. Gene Ontology annotation, molecular function: 5-oxoprolinase (ATP-hydrolyzing) activity.
AUGGCGACGUCUGAUAGAGGGAUACGGAUUGCAAUCGAUCGCGGUGGCACUUUCACCGAUUGUGUCGGAAACCCGGGCACUGGAAAAUUAGAAGACGAUAUCAUAAUCAAGCUACUUUCAGUCGACCCGGAGAACUACGGUGAUGCACCCUUGGAGGGCAUUCGCCGUUUGCUUUCGAAGUUCACAGGUCGCGAGAUCCCCCGAGGCGAACCUCUCGAUACCUCCCAAAUCGAAAGUAUUCGUAUGGGCACGACGGUGGCAACGAACGCGCUGCUCGAACGAAAGGGCGAAAGAAUUGCACUGAUUGUUACAAAGGGGUUCAAGGAUUGUUUGCAGAUUGGAAACCAGUCUCGUCCGAAAAUCUUCGAUUUGGCAAUUAGACGUCCGGAAGUUCUUUAUGAGAAAGUCGUUGAGAUUGAGGAACGGGUGACUCUAGAAGACUACGCAGAGGACCCGAAACGAACAAGAACAGAAACUCAGACCCGUGAACAGACGUCGUCAGAUGCAGAAGUCGUCCGCGGUCUUUCAUCGGAAGCAGUGAGGAUCCUGCGGAGGCCAGAAAAUGACACCGUCAAGGAUCAAUUGCAGCAACUGUACAACGAUGGUUUCCGCAGCGUGGCUGUUUGUCUCAUGCACGGAUAUACUUUCCCAGACCAUGAGGCAUUAAUUGGUGAAUUGGCUCGAGAAAUCGGAUUUGAGCACAUCAGUCUAAGCCACGAAUUGAUGCCAAUGAUUAAGCUAGUCCCACGAACAACGUCUGCUUGUGCAGAUGCAUAUCUGACACCUACUAUCAAGAAAUAUAUUGCUGGGUUUCAGGCUGGCUUUGAAGGUGGACUAGGCGCAGAGUCUGUGCAGAAUAGCAGUGGUCACAAAGGCGCACGCUGCGAAUUCAUGCAAUCGGAUGGUGGCCUUGUCGACGUCAGCCAGUUUUCAGGACUCAAAGCUAUACUUUCAGGGCCAGCGGGAGGAGUUGUUGGCUACGCUCUGACUUCUUAUGACCCUAAGACCAAGACUCCGGUCAUUGGUUUUGACAUGGGUGGUACAAGUACCGAUGUUAGCCGUUACGGAGAAGGGAGAUACGAGCAUGUCUUUGAAACAACCACUGCAGGGGUGACUAUCCAAUCUCCACAAUUGGAUAUCAACACCGUCGCUGCUGGCGGCGGCUCCCAAUUGUUCUUUCGCAACGGUCUCUUCGUAGUGGGCCCUGAAUCUGCUGGUGCUCAUCCUGGACCUGCUUGUUAUCGAAAAGGAGGUCCUUUGACUGUGACGGAUGCCAACCUGUUCUUAGGCAGGCUCUUGCCCGACUUUUUCCCCAAAAUAUUUGGCAAGAAUGAAAAUGAAGGUCUGGACGAAGAGGCUAGCCGUAAGAAAUUUGAGAACCUCACAAAACAGAUCAACGAGGAGUUGUGCAAAUCGGAUGAAGAUAAGAUGACUCCGGACGAAGUUGCCUACGGUUUCAUCAAGAUCAGUAACGAAACCAUGACCAGACCUAUCCGUUCACUUACUGAAGCCCGAGGCCAUGACACAUCAAAACACCGUCUCGCCACGUUCGGUGGUGCCGGUGGUCAGCAUGCCGUAGCGAUCGCCGAGGGUCUAGGCAUACGGCAAAUCCUUGUGCACCGAUACUCCUCUGUGCUCUCGGCAUAUGGCAUGGCUUUGGCGGAUGUUGUGGACGAAAGACAGGAACCUGAAUCUCAGAUUUGGUCUACAGGCGAUGUGCAGAAGAAAUUGAAGUCUAAAAUGGCCGAGCUCAAGAGCAAAUCCGAGGAGAAACUUCGUGCCCAAGGCUUCGACGAGGAGUCAAUUAUGUUUGAAGAGUACCUCAACAUGAGGUAUCGAGGUACUGAAUCGUCGCUCAUGAUCAUCAAACCAACUCCCAAAGAAGCUCGUGCUCUCUACGAAGGGGAUGAAUGGGCGUUUGGGGAAGCCUUCGUCAAGCAACAUGAGCGAGAAUUCGGUUUUGUUUUGCCGGACAGAGACAUUAUUGUCGACGAUGUCCGAGCUCGUGGUAUUGGCAGAAGCUUCCAAGGAUUGGACAAGACCGUUGAUCAGCAAUUAAAGGAAGCAAAGCCUCGUGACGUCGAUAGCAAGAAAGUAUACCAGAUCAAGAAAGUGUUUUUCGAGGGUGGACGUCUUGAUACACCCAUCUAUAAACUCGAUGAUCUUGAAGUCAAUGACCGCGUGAAAGGACCCGCAAUCGUCGCUGACAAUACACAAACAGUAGUUGUGACUCCUGGCGCUACUGCGCUUGUCACAGAGACACACGUAGUCAUCAACAUUGGCGAGAAUGAUGUUCUUGGUGUCAAGGCUGAUACCAGUGGAGUCGAUCCCAUCAUGCUGAGUAUUUUUGGUCACCGAUUUAUGGCUAUUGCAGAACAGAUGGGUCGUGCUCUCCAGAAGACGAGCGUGAGCACAAACGUUAAAGAAAGACUCGAUUACUCAUGUGCCUUGUUUGACUCUGAGGGAGGGCUGGUUGCCAACGCACCGCAUCUUCCAGUGCAUCUAGGAAGUAUGUCUACAUGCGUGCGAACUCAAGCAAAUAUCUGGAGGGGGAGGCUCAAACCGGGGGACGUGAUUGUUUCCAAUCAUCCAGAAUUUGGGGGUACCCAUCUUCCAGAUAUUACUGUAAUCACACCUGCCUUUGCCGGUGAGGAGAUUAUCUUUUACGUAGCGUCUCGAGCACAUCAUGCCGAUAUUGGAGGCAUUCUGCCUGGGAGUAUGCCACCUCAUUCCAAAGAGCUUUAUCAAGAAGGUGCAGCAAUCAAAUCCGAAAAAUUGGUUUCAGAAGGCCGUUUCAAUGAAGAACGUAUCACGGAGCUGCUUUACCACGAACCGGCUCAGUACCCAGACUGUAGUGGCACGAGGUGUCUUGCAGACAACUUGAACGAUUUGAAAGCGCAGAUUGCAGCAAACCAGAAGGGCAUAAAUCUAAUUACUAAUUUGAUUGAUGAAUAUGGUCAAGAUGUGGUGCAGCAUUAUAUGAUCAAGAUCCAGGAAAAUGCCGAACUCAGUGUCAGGAAUCUGCUCAAGGGGAUGAGUCAGAGGUUUGAGGGCCAGGAUCUCACGGCUGUCGACUACAUGGAUGAUGGAAGUCCUAUUAAAUUGAGAAUCUCAAUUGAUGCAGAAGAGGGAGCGGCUGUUUUUGACUUUUCGGGCACAGGUCCUGAGGUUUAUGGCAACAUUAAUGCACCAGAGGCUGUUACAUAUUCAGCAAUCAUAUAUUGUCUGAGAUGUCUUAUCUCCGAGGAUAUUCCACUCAACCAAGGAUGUUUGAAGCCUAUCAAAGUUCACAUCCCCAAGAACUCCUUUCUGUCACCAUCAGAAAGUGCAGCCGUUGUUGGUGGAAAUGUUUUAACCAGUCAACGAGUCACAGAUGUAAUCCUCAGAUGUUUCAAUGCCUGCGCAGCCUCCCAAGGAGACACCAACAAUCUCACCUUCGGCUUUGGCGGCAACGUCUCCGGCUCAAAAGCAACCCAGGGCUUCGGAUACUACGAAACCAUAGCCGGAGGCAGCGGUGCCGGACCAGACUGGGAAGGCACAUCCGGAGUUCACACACACAUGACCAAUACACGAAUCACAGACGCCGAAGUCUUUGAGCGACGAUAUCCAGUCAUAUUGCGUGAAUUUAGUCUACGGCCUGGGUCUGGUGGACUGGGACAGCACUGCGGUGGCGACGGUGUUAUACGAGAUAUCGAAUUCCGCAUCCCAGUCCAAGUAUCCAUCCUCUCUGAGCGACGGGUCUACAAACCCUAUGGCCUAGAGGGAGGCGAAGACGCACAAACAGGCCACAAUCUGUGGGUUCGCAAGAUCCCCAAAAAGGAUAAAGACGGCAAUAAGGUCAUGGAAGAUAGGAUCAUCAACCUUGGAGGUAAGAAUAGUAUCAAGAUGCAGCCCGGAGAAAGAAUUGUGAUUAUGACGCCUGGUGGUGGUGGGUGGGGUGUUCCUGGUGAGGAAAGUAUAGCGCAGAAGAAGCUUGACGCGCGACAUGCGUGGAAGGGGGGUUCGAUUGCGAAUAUUUUGGCAACUCAGGAGGCGAGUAUUUAG